Messenger RNA from Astrephomene gubernaculifera, 1234 nucleotides. The record is from the annotation of a GenBank genome assembly. Lineage: Eukaryota; Viridiplantae; Chlorophyta; Chlorophyceae; Chlamydomonadales; Astrephomenaceae.
CUUUUUUUCAUACUUCCCAGUUCUACUGCACCUAUUAGACCUGCCUUCAAGCGUUCGCCGUCUCUACAUCGCGCAAUCAUCAAGCAGUUCGUGGGAUUAGCCGGACCCAAUCGUCGUUCUUAACAGUAUCUUCAUAGCAAGAUGAACUCGGUUCUCCUGGUAUCGUCAUGCUCUGCACUGUGUCGGGCGCAACUAGCGAGUGUCGGGCGCCUGCCUAGCACACUUCGAGCAUUCUCGGCAGCCGCGGACGCGCCGUCAGCGGCAGCGGCGGAAGGCAGCAGCGACUCUGGCGCUGUACCUGCAGCGCCUGCGUUGGAUGCCCUGAAUGCCUCAGCCAUCGAUGAGGCCGUUGGGAAGCUACAGCUCAACCUUGCCCUCAAGACGGAGACCCUUGUAGCGCAUGGUGUUGGUGAGACGGAGGCUCUUAAGCGUCAGCAGCAACUGCACUUUUCAAUGCUGCUGGCGGCCCGGCGGAAAGACAUACGCGAGGGGAAGGAGGGGGCGCAAUACGCAGGCAUGCUGGUGUCAGAGGCUCUGCGCAAGUCGCUGGCGAAAUAGCUGCUUUGGGGACCCGGCUUUAGCCUUCCGGAAAGUCGCUAUGUGAAGGUUGCUGUGUGAAGAGGAAUGCAUGUUAGGAUCGGUUGGGGCUUCUAGGGCUGGCGCGUCAGCUGGACUUUGGCGCCGCCUUAGGUGGUCGUCCUUGGAUAUCCAGCCUUGCGUAACAGGAAUUAGCGGGUUUGUUAUAGAUGCCGAACAUCGGAUCUUGGAGUAAGUUGCUAAUUGCUGUGCGUAGCUUGUUAGGCGCGUGGGGGCAAUACUUCAUGUGCCACCGUGGAUUAGUUCGGCGCUGUAAUGUGCGCUACUGGAGGAUAGGUAGGCCUUCCGCACUGUGUUUGCUGGCGCGAGUUGGUGGGGCCUGCGGCAUUGUACGGUGUACGGGUAAAGCUGUAGAGGACUUGUCCUGACGUACGGCUCUAACAUGAGCGCAUCAUUGCGGAGUUGCUCGGGGUCUGCAUGUAUCCCUGGUUUGAUAUUAUUGACCCGACAGUGUUACUCGGGCACAUGCCAUGCCAGCGUGUGUUGGCGGGCUCGUUGGUCGUUAUCCUGCGUGAUGGGCUGCCUUAUUAGUUGUUGAUACACGCAACAAUCAUUAAGGCGCUCGGCCGUAAGGGUUACAAAAGAUAAAGGAUACUGGUCAGCAGAGGGAACUGUACCUUAAGAGAGGGUACACUGG